UUACACUUACACGUAGUUUCGUCUUUGUGUAAAGUUAUGUUUAAUCAUAAGAUAAAGAUAUGGCUAGUCGCUUACCCAACAAUUAUUUUGAAUGAUAGUUGAUGCAGACUUUAAGUGUUUCUUGUUUGAAAUUUCGUAUAUUUUAUUAAAUUUAUAUGACAAUGGAAGCUUCACGUUUAGAACCUUGUAUUCAAUUACAAUUAUCAAGGGAAGAAUUAGAAAAUGUUGUAGAUAAGGCUAAGGAUUGGGCCCUUAUGCAUGGUAUUAGUAUGCGAUCAAAAGUAUCCUUUAAUAAAAAUCAGGUACAAGUUUUACCAUUUACUUUAUUACCAUCAAGUUUUCCUAGAAAAAAAUUUGAGAAAGCUAAAGGUAUACAAGUAUUAUUGAAUGAACUGAUACAUAAGGUUGCACAUGAUAAUAAUUUUCUAAUAAAAAGUUUAAAAAGUACAAUUGAUGCAGAUCCAUUUACAGCAAAAUUAUUUAACAUAUAUGAAACUAUAUAUAAGGAAGGAUUUAGUCAAACUUUAAGUCUUGGUCUACUUCGAUCAGAUUACAUGUUACAUGAGAAUCAGAUUAAACAAGUUGAAUUAAAUACUAUUGCAAGUAGUUUUGGAGGAAUAGUUACAGUUACUACUCAAUAUCAUAAAUAUAUCUUAUCAGAAGUUGGACAUGCGGAUAAAGUAAAAAAUAUUCCAGAAAAUAAUCCAAUUAAUGGACUCUGUAAAGGGCUAAUAUAUGCAUGGAAAUUAUAUGAUAAUGAAAAGGCUGUAAUAUUAUUUGUUGUUGAAAGUAUUACUUAUAAUGUAUGUGAUCAGAGAUUUCAUGAAUUUGAAAUUUCUAAAAUUAAUCCUGAUAUUAAAAUAAUCAGAAGAAGUUUAAGAGAUUUAGUGUCCGAAGCAAAGUUGGGACCAAAUAAACAAUUAAUAGUUGGAGAUUUAGAAGUUUCUGUAGUUUAUUUUCGUUCUGGUUAUGAAGUUGAAGCUUACCCCACUGAACGAGAAUGGGAAAUUAGAUUAUUAAUCGAACGUUCAAAAGCAAUAAAAUGUCCAUCAAUACAAUAUCAUCUAGCUGGUACUAAAAAGGUACAACAAUCUUUAGCUUAUCCUAAUGUACUUAAUGUACUUUUAAGAGAUGAUAAUACAAUAAAACAAAUACAAGAGGUAUUUGCUGGACUUUAUUCUUUAGAAUUUAAUAACGAAGCAGAAGUAAUAAUUGAUAAUGCUAUGUCAAAUCCUAAAAAGUAUGUUUUAAAACCACAAAGGGAAGGAGGAGGAAACAAUGUUUAUAAUGAAGAUAUAAAGACUCAUUUAGAAUCCAUGAGAAAUUCAGAAGAACGAACAGCUUGGAUAUUAAUGGAUCGUUUUUAUCCUCCUGUGCAAAAGAAUUAUAUUGUACGUGCUCAUAAUGAACCAUUUGAAGAUAAUCAUUUAGAUUUCUCUGAUGUUGUAUCAGAACUUGGUGUUUAUGGUGUCAUUAUAGGAAAUAAUAAUGAUAUUAUAUACAAUGAAGAGGUAGGACAUAUUCUGAGAACAAAACCAUCAAAUGAAAAUGAAGGGGGAAUAGCAGCUGGAAUUGGAGCUAUUGAUAGUCCUUAUUUAAUUAGUUAAUACAAAAGAUAUUCGUAUAGUUGCGAAUUACCGGAUAUAGUUCAAAAGUGGUAAACCAGAAAUAUAAUUGAGCGAAGGUGUGAUCUCAUUUCGUUGCUGAUAUGAUGGAUUUUGGAAAUGAAUACUGCAAGUAGGAUAAGAAGCUAAUAUUUCUGACUAAAAGUGAAUUAUCGAUUAAUUUACCUGAGAUUAUUUUUCUUUGAAAAGCGUGGUUUAAUUUUCUGGUAAUAAAAGUAGACUAACGCAACUACGAUA
Bombus pascuorum is the source of this 1862-nucleotide messenger RNA. RefSeq names its product glutathione synthetase-like. The transcript has 12 exons. Gene Ontology annotation, cellular component: cytosol. Lineage: Eukaryota; Metazoa; Arthropoda; Insecta; Hymenoptera; Apidae. The coding region runs from base 156 to 1607 and encodes 483 amino acids. Gene Ontology annotation, biological process: glutathione biosynthetic process. Gene Ontology annotation, molecular function: glutathione synthase activity; ATP binding; glutathione binding. The record is from RefSeq and is a predicted model, not a curated record.